GGAAUAUUUAUCUGUAAUCUGUUAUGAUUUGAAAUAAAGUAACGUGAAUUUUGCUGUCAAAUAUAAAUAAAAUAAUUUAAAUUUUUAAACUAUUUAAACAAUAGGAACCUUGAAAGUUACAAAUUAAUCUGAGGAUACAAAAUAACUCAUUCUAAAUGAAGUUACGUAAAAUUAUGUACUUUCUAAUUAAGCGGCAACAGUAGUAUAAUUUUUUUAACUCGAAAUCUAAUUAUUAAUUUAAUGUAUAACAGUAAGUACUUUUUAUCAGUAAAAGUAUGGCAUGCAUAUUAAAGCUGUGGUAUGGAGCUAGCGUUAUUAUUUCUCUAAGCACAUGGUCAUUUUUUAUUUGGUGUUUACUUCAAAAAAGGCAGAAAUGGAAACAAAACCGCUUAUUUUAUAUGAGGCAUAAUUGUGUAGUAACGUAUUCACGAGGCAAAAGAAUGACAGGGUGGCCUACAGACAACAAAUUAGUAAAAAACCUUGUAAGCAAUAUUAACAUUCAUUUUGAGCCAAUUUGCUAUUUCAUAUCAACAGCUAAGACCCGACUUGAUAUUGCUGUUAUGGCUUUAACAAUAAAUACAAUUGGCGAAGCACUACUAAGUGCCAAUGAUCGAGGAGUACAAAUUCGAAUAAUUGUCGAUUUUCUGUGUGCAAAAGGAAAUUCUCUUAUUAAAAAAAUAGAGACCUCAGGUAUUAAAGUUAACUACUAUGUUCCCUCAAUAAAAGAAAGGGAAAGCAUUAUGCAUUACAAAUACAUGGUCAAAGACUAUGUAGAAGACAUUGAAGGAUUUAUAAGUGCUGGAUCAAUGAACUGGACUAUAACAGGUCUUUUUAAUAACUACGAAAAUAUCGUAUUUUCCAGUGACUUGAACUUUGCUAAAGCCCUACAUAAUAAUUUUGAACAUACAUGGGACUUUAUAGAAUUUUCAAAGUUGUCUUAUGAUGUUAAGGCAAAGCUUAAUUUGUUAAAAUAGCAAUUACAUUAAUAGGAAAACAUACUUACUGUAUAUAUAAAGUUUAGAUUUAGAAUAAAGGUUUUAUUUAAAGUCGGGUAAUCAUUAC
Molecule: messenger RNA, 1062 nt
Organism: Agrilus planipennis (emerald ash borer)
Lineage: Eukaryota; Metazoa; Arthropoda; Insecta; Coleoptera; Buprestidae
Product: mitochondrial cardiolipin hydrolase-like
Exons: 2
Coding region: 276-974 (232 amino acids)
Biological process (GO): piRNA processing
Cellular component (GO): mitochondrion
Molecular function (GO): RNA endonuclease activity producing 5'-phosphomonoesters, hydrolytic mechanism
Source: RefSeq, a predicted model, not a curated record